AUGGGCUCCUUUGAAUCAGAGGGACUGAAAUUCCGCAAUUAUAUCAAAUGGGAUGCUUCAGGGGUUGAAGUUAUCCCUCCCAAUGAACAAGAAGACAUACAAGUCAUUGCAGACCAGAUCAAUGCCAUACAAAAAGCUCAAUUUAAUGCCCAUCGUCAUUGCUUUGGAGGAACACAUGCAAGAACUCAGGGACUGGUCAAGGGUGAACUCAUUAUUGGAGAUUUACCUCCACAUCUUGCGCAAAGCAUGUUCUCUCGUCCAAAGACAUAUCCAAUUGUCAUGCGACAUAGUACCGAACCUAGUGAUCCAGCUCUUGACGAUCGAAUUCCACAACCUCGAGGUCUAGGAAUGAAAGUUUUCAAUGUUGAUGGUGAAAGAUUUGACGGCAAAGAGUUGAGCACACAAGAUAUCGAAUUCAAUAGUACUCCUGCAUUAGAUCUUGCAGACGCAAAGACGACAAAAGAAAUUAUUGAUCUUAGAAUUAAGUACGGCGGGAACGAGACUGAAUUAUACAAGCAUCUAGAAGCUCGCAAAGAUACGACAUUACAAAAAGCUCGUGAUGAAGUCAGGAAUACACAUCUUGAGUCAACACGACAGUAUUCGCAAACUGCUUAUAGAUUCGGUGACUAUGUUGUCAAAUACUGCUUAGUUCCAUCUUCAGAGACGCAAAAGAAGCUUUAUGAAGAGACAGUCAAACCAGAUGCCCAUCCGGAUAAUAUUCUCAGUGAAUGGCUUAAAGAAUUUCACACAAACCAUGACGCAGAAUAUCUCUUUCAAGUCCAACUCCUUGAGAAUCUCGAAGACCAACCUGUGGAAUAUGCUGGCAAGGUCUGGGAUUCCGAGAAGUAUCCAUGGCAAACAGUUGCUACCCUCAAGAUCCCUAAGCAGGAUAGUUUUAUAGCCGCGAGAAAGACGUUCUGGGAAGAUCACAUGAGAUUAGAUCCAUGGCAUGGGCUCAAGAGCUUUCAACCUCUUGGAUCACCAAAUAGAUUGAGAAAAGUUGUGUAUCCUGCUAGUAGUUCCUUCCGUCGUAAGAUGAAUGGAAGACAGGAAUUGGAUGUUAACAACAUCGAUUCAAUUCCAGAUGGAGGUUGGGUUGUUGGGACGUUGUAA
Messenger RNA from Botrytis byssoidea, 1113 nucleotides. RefSeq lists its product as uncharacterized. The coding region runs from base 1 to 1113 and encodes 370 amino acids. The record is from RefSeq and is a predicted model, not a curated record. Gene Ontology annotation, molecular function: heme binding. Lineage: Eukaryota; Fungi; Ascomycota; Leotiomycetes; Helotiales; Sclerotiniaceae. The transcript is spliced from 3 exons.